This is a messenger RNA of Trametes versicolor FP-101664 SS1, 574 nucleotides long. RefSeq lists its product as uncharacterized. The transcript is spliced from 3 exons. The record is from RefSeq and is a predicted model, not a curated record. The coding region runs from base 1 to 507 and encodes 168 amino acids. Lineage: Eukaryota; Fungi; Basidiomycota; Agaricomycetes; Polyporales; Polyporaceae.
AUGAUUCGUACCGCCCUCUACCACGCCCCUCUAGUCCGCUCGCUAGUCACGCCCGCGCUCCGGCUCGCACACACCACCGCGCUGCGUCACCCCUCGCUCUCGCUCCUGCGCUUCACCCCCUCGAAUUCGCCCGCGCGCGACGCCCUCCAUACCCGCCAUUUCUCGUCGUCCCCGCAGCGGAGAGCGGAGGAGGACCCGGAGCGCAAUGCGCAGCUGCAGAACGUGUUCACGCAGCAGCAGAAGCUGCUGAAGCUCCUGCAGGAGAAGCCGGAGACGCUUGAGCACAUCAAGAAGUUCGUCGAGCAGCUGGAGAGCAACGGUAUCGACGUAUAUUCGGGAAAGCUGCCGGGCAAGAUGGACAUGCUUCGGCUGCUCAUGAACCCAGCCAUCCGGGAUAGUGCGACAAAGAUGGCGGCGGCUUUCCAAGAAGCGGGGAUUGACAUGUCGAAAGACAUGGUACAGUCACUCAUGACGGUGGACCUCAAGAAACAUCUCGGGGACAAGUAGCACAUCGCAAGGGACUACACAUCUGAUACGUUCUGCUCUCGCUAUCUGUUUGUUUAUUGUACUCGCA